This is a messenger RNA of Microsporum canis CBS 113480, 777 nucleotides long. RefSeq lists its product as hypothetical. Lineage: Eukaryota; Fungi; Ascomycota; Eurotiomycetes; Onygenales; Arthrodermataceae. The record is from RefSeq and is a predicted model, not a curated record. The coding region runs from base 1 to 777 and encodes 258 amino acids. The transcript is spliced from 7 exons.
AUGGUGGAUAGGCUUGAUGCAUCAUUUACUGGAAGUGGUCAAUCAACAGAAAAUAGAGAUAUGCCUUCCCAGUCACCCUUGACAGCUGUCUAUAAAGUGCACCUCCAUUGCUUUGAACAGUUGCCCCAGAAGCAAUCUCAACCACGCAUAAUCUCCUUUAAGUUGGAUAGAAUCGUCUCUAAUUCUGGAGGCGAUCUCCCCGAUGUGCGAAUUUGGAACGAAGUCGGAGAUUUCGUUGGUAAAACUGUUGACCCUGAGAAGGUUGAGGCUGGAAACAUUGGUGAAAUCAAAGUCCAGCAUGAUAAUCAGGGAGUGUACACCUUAUCCUCAGCCAAUGAUGAUACCGUCUGCAUUGCCUGGGUCUCGACAGCGUGGACUGAUGACGGCAGCGGCAACAAGUAUGCCGUGACGGGUGACUUCAGCGAACCUUGUGUUCCAAGCAACUUACGUAUCAGUGACAAGAUGGACCAUCAGCCUAAUUGCUUCUGGAUCGACAAGAAUGGAGACCAGCCGAUGACUGGAUUCCAAAGCCAGUUUGACGAGAACAACAAGGACCCGAAGAGGCUCUGCAACAACGUUGAUUUUGGAUUGCGUGAGGAGAACGGCCCCAGCACAAUCAAUUCCUAUACCAAGAGAAAGAGAGGUACGCCCACCCGUACCCGCCGCUAUACUCCUCGUUAUAGCGGAGACGAAAAGACGAGAUGCUUCAACUUGGGACGGCAACGUAUUUCCACCGCGAGGGAAACGGAGUUAGUGAAUACUACUUCUGCUGAAUGA